Messenger RNA from Sitophilus oryzae (rice weevil), 8855 nucleotides. RefSeq names its product papilin (gene Ppn). Gene Ontology annotation, biological process: extracellular matrix organization. Gene Ontology annotation, molecular function: serine-type endopeptidase inhibitor activity; metalloendopeptidase activity. The record is from RefSeq and is a predicted model, not a curated record. The transcript has 42 exons. Lineage: Eukaryota; Metazoa; Arthropoda; Insecta; Coleoptera; Curculionidae. The coding region runs from base 188 to 8437 and encodes 2749 amino acids. Gene Ontology annotation, cellular component: extracellular matrix; membrane; extracellular region.
UUAGUCGGUUGCGGUCGAUCGGAGCAGUUGCUGGUCAGUCAGACGGUCAUCCGCGGUGGAUUGCGCGGUCGGAGGGCACGAGUCCGAGUCCGAUUAGCGGAUACUUUUCGGUAAAAGUGCGUGAUAGUGAUUUUCUGGCUUGAUUUGAAGAGAAAUAUAAACAGAGAAGGGUUUUGUGGCGUGGAGGAUGAUGGGGAUAAAAGGUGUCAGGUCACCUGUACUCACCCUAAUAAUAUUAGUGACAGUUUUACACAGCGUUGCCAGUAGACAUAAAAUCAGACACUACAAAGAUCGAUUCAAAAGACAGCAAGGAGCGCAUCUCUAUCUUCCCGGGAGCUAUGUGACAGAAGGAGACCAAGGACCCGAUGCUGGACCUUGGUCAGAGUGGUCAGAACCCAGUCCGUGUUCCAGAACGUGCGGAGGAGGUGUCAGUACGCAGUACCGACAGUGUCAGCAAGGUUACACGUGCCAAGGACCGGAAAGGAGGCAUUUUUCAUGCAACACUCAAGACUGUCCCGACACUGGUGACUUCAGAGCCCAACAAUGCUCAGAAUACGACGAUGUACCAUUCGACAACGUGAAAUACCAGUGGGUACCGUACACAAAAGGUCCAAACCCGUGCGAACUAAACUGCAUGCCCAAAGGGCAAAGGUUUUAUUACAGACACUCGCAGAAAGUUGUCGAUGGUACCAGGUGUAAUGACGAAACGCUGGACGUUUGUGUCAAUGGGGAAUGUCAGAAAGUUGGAUGUGAUAUGAUGUUGGGUUCGGCCCUCAAAGAAGACGACUGUAGGGUUUGUGGUGGAGAUGGCAGCACCUGCAAUACAAUUACCAACACGUUAGAGCUGAACGAUAUGCAAGUUGGAUAUAAUGAUAUUUUGUUGGUGCCUUCUGGUGCUACUAAUGUAGUGGUUGAAGAAGUAGCACCAUCCAAUAAUUAUUUAGCUAUAAGGAAUACAUCUGGCCAUUACUAUCUUAAUGGUAACUGGAGGAUAGACUUUCCAAGAGCUGUGGAUUUUGCUGGAAGUAAAUUCCACUACGAAAGGUAUCCCCAGGGAUUCGCUGCUCCAGAUAAAAUUUACACACUUGGACCAAUAGACGAACCUCUGUUCAUUGUGUUGUUGUAUCAAGACUCAACAGUUCCUGUAAAGUACAAAUACAGUUUACCGACGAAUGUCCAGCCUGGAUCAGAAUCUGAAACCUACGCUUGGACUUUCGAUGAGUUCAGCCCGUGCUCAGCUACUUGCGGGGGAGGAACUCAAUUCAGGAACGUAUCAUGUGCUGGUCGAAAAACCCUGGAACCUGUCGACGAAAAACUCUGCGACGGCUACAGAAAACCGGAUACCUCCAGGAAAUGUAACGAAAUAGCCUGCGAGGCACAAUGGGUGCCUCACCCGUGGGGCAACUGUUCCGUGCCAUGCGGUGAAGAUGGUGGCGUUCAAACUAGGCAGAUUUCCUGUCAGCAGAUCAUAUCCAACGGAUAUCCGACUUUGGUCGAUGACAUUGAAUGUCAAGGACCCAAACCACCGGAGAAACAGAAAUGUAACCAGGGGAAAACUUGUGCCAAAUGGUACACGGAACCAUGGAAACCGUGUGACCAUCUUUGUGGUGAUGGUAGACAAUCCAGGAAGGUCCAAUGUUACAUCAAAGACGAAGAUAACAAAAUACAACUUCUGGAUGAAGCACAGUGUGAAGCAGUCGAACCUAAACCAGACACAGAACAAGACUGUUUUGUGAGGCCUUGUGAAGGAGUUGACUGGAUCACAUCAGAAUGGAGCGGGUGUGACUCAGUUUGCGGUCUAACCAACGAGACCAGGAAGAUUUUCUGUGCUACAGGUGAGGGACAAAUUUAUGCUGAUGAACUGUGUGAUCAAGACAAUAAGCCUGAAACAGUGCGUGAGUGUGAUGGAAACAACAACGCCUCUUGCAAUUAUCUGUGGUAUGCUUCACAGUGGAGUGAGUGUUCUGCAAAGUGUGGUAUUGGAAUACAAACCAGGACAAUAUUUUGCGGGUUAUCUACUAAAGAAGGUGUACAGAAAGUGGAAAACGAAAAAUGCGACCAAUCCAAAGACUUUGAGACUCUUAGAAAUUGUACUGGAACAGAAGACUGCGAUGGUGAAUGGUUUAGUGGUCCUUGGGGAGAAUGUUCAAAACCAUGUGGUGGUGGUGAGAAGUUUAAAAAAGUUGUUUGUAUAAAAGAUGGAAUUGUUGUCGACCAAUCCCAUUGCAAUGCUGAAGAUAUAAUAUUUGGACAAGAAGCAUGCAAUACAGAUCCAUGCACUGAAGACUCAAUUAUACCUGUGGAAGCAAGCAAACCCUUGGAAGAAUCGAAACUUAAAGAAGAAACCACAGAAGCAACUACAGAAAAAGUACAGUCUACUGAAGCAGACACACUGGAACCAGCUGAAUCUACAUUAUCUACUACCAUUAUUGAUAAAGAAUCAGAAGGAACCCAGUCUGAUAUUUCUCCUUCUGAUAUCUCAGAACUAACCAAGAGCGUUGAUCUAUCUACUGAGCCUACUGAAGCUUCUGAAUCCGAUGAAGACUACGAAGUCGUUCCUGCUGAUUCUUGCGAUGACGGUGAAUGGGUAGACGUAGUAGGGGUGGUUAGGGAAGAAGAGGGAGAAACUACAACAGCAACUGAAUCUUCUGAAUUGACCGAAGCAACUGAAUCAACGUCUGAAGCAGGUGAAACGACAUCUGAAGGAAUAGAAACGUCAUAUUCCAUAUAUGAUGUUAUGUUUAGUGAUGGAACAACAGUGGAGGAAACACCGUUCACUGGUUCCGGGGAUGGUUCCAGUCCUGUAACGGACAAAACAGAAGUUACGUCUCCUGGUAGUUCUGUCAUAACUGAAGAAGAGGGUUCUGGAAGUGGAUCUUCUAUUGUCACUGAUGAGGAAAGCUCAACGGUUAUCUUCACUGGUUCCGCACAAGAAAUAUCUGAAACAACAGGAAGAUCAUCAUUAUCAUCAGAACUUGCUACUGGUUCAUCAGACCUAUCAUCAAGCUCAACUGAACUCUCAUCUAGUUCAACUGGUUUAACUGGUUCAACUGAAUCUGUUAGUUCUUCGUCAGAAUCUAGUACAGUUAGCAGUUCAGAGUAUACAACUACUUCUGAUUUAAGUUCCUCAGAACAUACUACUAUAUCUACUGAUGGAUCAUCUACUAGUGAAAGUACAUCAGAACAAUCUACUGAAACAGUCACUACAGAAAGUACACAGUUCACUGACACAACCGGUACAAGUGAGAGUACUUCUGAAGAUACAACUGGAACUACUGAAAGUACCGCAUUCUCUACGGAAAGUAGUACUGAAUUCUCAACAACCACUGAACUAUCUUCAAGUACUGCAGGAUCGACUGGAGCAAGUGGAUCAACAACAGAUGACGUUCGCGAUGAACCUGAAGAUAAAGAUCUACCAGAACCACCACGUAGGGUUGAAUCGCCAACUGAAACAACUGUUAGCUCAGGAACGGAAACAACUGUUACAGAUGUCAGUACAUCAACAGAAACUACCACUGAAUUUACUGGUUCUACCAGUGAAUCAGGCUCUACAGAAUCAUCCACAGAAGGUACCAGUGUUUCUACUGAGUUCUCAACAACUGAAGUUAGUGGCACUACCGAAGUUAGUGGCACUACUGAAGUCAGUGGAAGCACAGAGGUUAGUGGUAGUACAGAAACUAGUACUUCAAGUGAAACUACUGAAACUGCUACCACCGAAUCAACUACUGAGUACACCGGUAGUACUGAAACUGACAUAUUCUCAUCAACUACCGAAACAACAGAGGAAACUCCAUGGCCUACAACUCCUGCCAGGGACAUAUUUAAGAAGAAGAUGAGGAUGUGUAAACGUAAGAAGAUCAUGCUCUGUCAGAAAUCGGAAUACGGUUGUUGCUGGGACAAUAUUCACGAAGCAAAGGGUCCAUUUGAUGAGGGUUGUCCAGCACCAAAGACUUGUAAGGAAUCGACGUUUGGUUGUUGUCCAGAUGGAUUAUCAGCUGCUCUUGGACCUAAAAAUCGUGGAUGUCCUUCCAGUCAUUGCAACGAGACACUGUUCGGGUGUUGCUGGGACAAAAAGACACCUUCCGAAGGCAACAACGAAGAAGGAUGUCCUCCCCGACCUCCGGCGUGCCUGGAAUCGAAAUGGGGCUGUUGUAAAGAUAACGUCACAGAGGCUAAAGGGCCCAAAGGUAAGGGAUGCGAACCAGAGAAGGAAAAAGAGAAAGGAAAAGCUGCCCCUGUCACGAAAGAAUGUUCGAAAACUGAGCACGGGUGUUGUCCUGAUGGAUCAACCGCUACAGGUCCGCAGUAUCAAGGAUGUAAAAUGCCAUGCUCUAAUACAACUUAUGGAUGUUGUCCAGAUAAAGAAUAUCCAGCUCACGGUCCUAAUGGAGAAGGAUGUUGCCUUGGUGGACCGUUCGGUUGUUGUCCCGAUGAUAUUACAGCCGCUAGAGGACCUAAUGGAGAUGGAUGCGAAUGUCAGUAUUCGCCGUAUGGUUGCUGUCCAGAUAACAGAACACCAGCUAAAGGUUAUAACAAGGAAGGUUGUGGAUGUGCGUAUUCCCAAUUCGGAUGUUGUCCAGACCAAGCCACCGAAGCACACGGGCCAAAUUACGAAGGAUGUCCGUGUCAUGCCUUCCAAUUUGGUUGUUGUCCUGAUGGUGUUACAGCUGCUGAUGGACCACAUCAACAAGGUUGCGAUUGUAGAACGACUGAGUUCGGUUGCUGUACUGAUGAGAAGACACCUGCUAGAGGACCUAAUGCUGAAGGAUGUGGUUGUGAAACCACCAAGUUUGGUUGCUGUUUAGACGGAGUGAACGAAGCCAAAGGAGAUAACUUUGAAGGAUGUGAACAAGUUCCGGAAGAUCAACAAAGUAGUUGUUCAUUGCCUAAAGAACGAGGACCUUGCAGAAAUUACACUGUCAAAUGGUUCUUUGACAUGUCCUAUGGUGGAUGUUCUAGAUUCUGGUAUGGUGGUUGUGAAGGCAACGAUAACAGGUUCAGAGGCAAGGAGGAAUGUGAAGCUGUUUGCGUUAAACCUGAAGGAAUAGAUAGAUGUAAACUGCCCAAAGUACAAGGGUCUUGCGAAGGCUACUUUCCUCAAUGGUACUACGACAAAGAAUCGAAACAUUGCACACAGUUUAUUUAUGGUGGAUGUCUUGGAAACAACAACAAAUUCGAAACCAGAGAAGAAUGUGCUGGACUAUGUUCUAAGGAUGAUAGUACUGAUCCUUGUCAACAAAAGGUAGACGCAGGUCCUUGUCGUGGUCAAUACAGACGUUACUACUAUGACUCAUCAUCAGGGCAAUGCCAAGCCUUUGCCUACGGAGGCUGUAGAGGAAACAACAACAAUUUCGUUUCUGUAGAAGCGUGCAAGCAAAAAUGUGCACCUGCUGGUAUACAAAGAGAUUAUUGCACGAAUCCAAAGGAUGAAGGUAACUGCACGUCUAAGGAGGCUAGGUGGUACUACGGUGCAAGGGAAAGGAGGUGUAUACCGUUUUAUUAUAGUGGAUGUAAUGGUAACAAGAAUAACUUCGACAGCAAAGAGACUUGCGAAGAGCAAUGUCCUCAGCAAGUUGCUAAAGAUACUUGCCACCUGCCUGCCGAUAUUGGCGAAUGCGGUAACUACGUUGAAAGGUGGUACUACGACACGAAAUUGCGCAGAUGCCGUCAAUUCUACUACGGAAGCUGCGGAGGCAACGGAAAUAACUUCAUAACAGAAUCAGAAUGUGAACAGUCUUGCUCACGACCUGAAGUACCACCGCAAAUUGACACAAGGUACUAUCCUCAACCGACAGAAGCACCGGAAGUAACAGAACCACCCAGAACUCAACCUCCUUGGCCACAGGUUCAAGUACCUAGUACACAUAGGGCUCUUACUCUUGAAGAAAUUUGUUCGUACCGGCCGGAUACUGGACCCUGUGCCGAAUACAAGACUCAGUACUACUAUGACGGAAAUGAUGGUCUCUGUAAGAACUUCACUUACGGAGGAUGCGGAGGAAACCACAAUAAUUUCGAAAGUGAGGAGCAGUGCUUGCAGUACUGUGGAUCAGUUAGGACUAGGCCAGAACCAGAAGUACCUGCUACGCAAGGCCCCCCACCACAAGUACCACCACCAGUGGACACCCAGUGCUACGAAGAACUGGAUGCAGGAAAUUGUACCGACGCCUAUCCAGCUUUCUACUUUGACAGGAAUAGUCAAAGUUGCGUACCGUUCAAUUAUACAGGGUGCGGAGGAAAUAGGAACAGGUUUUACAGUGCAGCUGAGUGCGAGAGGAGAUGCGGAAGCUACAGAGGCCAAGAUAUAUGCAAUAUUGAUAGCGAUGCUGGUCCAUGCAGAGGAUAUUUUCCUAAGUACUACUAUAAUAUUUACACACGAAAAUGCGAUACCUUUAUUUAUGGAGGUUGUGAAGGAAAUGGAAAUCAAUUUGAAUCGGAAGAUGAAUGUAAACGAUACUGUGAACGGGCUCCAGAACAGCCAGAACCACAACCAGAACCACCUGUACUGAAUAGCACAGAGGUGUGCCAACAGCCUGCAGACCAAGGUAACUGCCCAGAGAGAAACCUGAAACGGUGGUACUUCGACAACAUCCAAGGCGAAUGCAAAGCCUUCAUUUACAGCGGUUGUGGAGGCAACUACAACAACUUCAAAAACUUCCAAACUUGUAUCGACUUUUGUCGAGAAUUCUUACCGCAACCUCCCGAACGCGAACCUGAAGGCUUCUCAACUGAAGAGUGCCAAAGAAAAUUCGAAGAAUGCAACAGCUUGCUGUGCUCUUACGGAGUAGAAGCCUACGUUGACGAACACAACUGUAGAGUCUGCAGAUGCGUAGAUCCUUGCAAAGACGUCUACUGUCCUGAAGGAAGCAGAUGCGGAAUCGACUUGAACACCAAUAAAACAUCAAUAGAUGAUGCUGAAUUCAUUGCAGUUUGUCGAGAAACUAAUAAGACUGGCCAGUGUCCAUAUUCCACGACGUUCGAUACGAAUUGUGGGAAGGAAUGUCAGACUGAUGCUGACUGUUCGUUGCAUCUGAAAUGUUGCCCUACUAACUGUGGUACUUCCUGUGUUGAACCUGAAAGGCCUUUAGAGUUGGUGACGCAAAAUGCACCGGCGUAUACCACGCCAUCUAUAGUAGAAGCUUAUUAUGCUCCGACGGUUGAUGUGAAAGUCUUCCAGCCAGAAGUUAGCGGGUUACUAGGGGACCAAGCUAUACUAAACUGUGCUGUAGUGGGCAAUCCAAAUCCCAGCAUCACGUGGAGUAAAGAUAACGUCAUUAUCGACGGUACUCAACCUAGAUACAGGAUCCGUUUGGACCAGACUCUUCAAAUCAUCACACUGCAUAAAACGGAUUCCGGAGUGUACCUUUGUACUGCGGAUAACAGUAUAGGAGAACCUGUAAGGAACCAAAUUAAGCUGGAAGUACAAGACUCACCCGAAGGCCGUUCAGCCUCCAUUCUUAACCUCAACGACCCAGAGCUCCAAGUGAACAACAUAGUGACCUCGUUCAACUCACCAGCUACUCUGAGUUGUUACGCACUCGGUGCUCCAUUCCCAGCUGUCACCUGGUGGAAAGAGAACGAAUUAAUACCACUGAAAAACCGAGAAUUUGAGGUUACCAAGGAUUAUUCCUUGAUAAUUCAUUCUGUACAGUUAUCUAACUUGGGAGUUUAUACAUGUCAAGCUUAUAACGGUUGGGGCAAGGCUGCGAGUUGGUCGGUGACUGUCAGAGCUAAUGGACCAUAUCAGUCGAAUAAUCCAAAAGAUAUUAAGUAUCUACAAUAUGUAGUAAACCCCGAACAGAUGGUUCACACUACUGAAGCACAGCCAAGAUAUUCUAGUCCUGUAUAUAGACCAACAGCUCGACCUUAUGUUCCUCCUGUGUAUAGUACUGAGCCUGAGGUUGAUCCUAACGAUAUUAUUGCUGGUGUACCGGAGGCUGGUGAGGUACCACCGCCUGAUUCUGUCUAUAUUGUACCAGUGCGUGCCAACAUCACGACCAAUGAGCGCAGGUAUCCCACCGGAAGUACCCUGGAAAUCAACUGUGACGUAUACGGAUACCCCCCACCACAAGUCCAAUGGUACAAAGAUGGCGUCCCUGUACGAACCAACGAAAGAAUAUCUGAAUCAAGUACCCAUACUUUGACUAUUAAUUCAGCUGCCAAAGGCGAUUCAGGAAGAUAUCAAUGUGAAGCUACCAAUAACUAUUCAAGAGCUACGAGUACAAUCGAUAUUUCCAUUGAAGGAAUCUAUAUCCACCCAAGUUGCACUGACAACCAGUUCUUCGCCAACUGCAAGCUGAUCGUGCAAGCUCGGUAUUGCAACCACAAAUACUACGCCAAAUUCUGCUGUAGAUCUUGCACAGAAGACGGACAGUUACCAAUCAGAGACGACCAAUUCUCCAACAGUAAACAAGAAGCUUUAGAAAACAAUACAGUUUAAACAAACUUGCGAGAUUUAAAGGAUUCUGUCUUGGCUUAAACAAAAAGCGAUUUAGGAAAAAAAUCAGACUCUCCAACAAAAUCUUUUAAUUUUUUAGUCUUGUUAAUAAAAAUUAGCCAAGGUAGAUUUACUAGUCUUCAAAAUACUUAAAAUGGGCCAUUAUUACUAUUGCUUUAAUGUAAAAGUGAAAAAUUCAAUGAAGGGUUAAAUAGUAUAUUUUUUUAAUACGUUCACAUUUAAUAUGGUGCACCUAGAGUUUAAAAAAAAACGGGAAUAUUAUACUUUAUAAUAUAUUUAUAUGUGUUAUAAUAUGUAAGAGUGCCAUACAACUGAGUCUAGAGUUUAAAUAACUUUUUAUUUAAGAUUUGUUUGCAAAGAAGAAAUAAUUAAAAAUAAAAUAAUAGUAAAUUUUCUUUUA